Molecule: messenger RNA, 753 nt
Organism: Alternaria atra
Lineage: Eukaryota; Fungi; Ascomycota; Dothideomycetes; Pleosporales; Pleosporaceae
Exons: 2
Coding region: 1-753 (250 amino acids)
Source: RefSeq, a predicted model, not a curated record
AUGAGUACGUCAAAGUCUGCAGGUAUCAAGCGCCAUGAUGCUUACGGAAACUUCUGGAUGGAUAUGACCAAGGCUACGUCUACUGAGACAGACACGGCUACUAUCCCGAGCGGCGUGGCCUUAUCGACUACGUAUAACGCGGGUGCAGACGGAGCGGCAGAGAGUGACGGCGACAAAGUUGGCCCAGCCCAUGCAGCCAUCAUGCUCGCGACAUUCGCCAUCAUCUUCCCACUUGGAGCUGUCCUACUCCGCUUCCUCGAAAGCGUCAAGAUACAUGGCAUUGUUCAGAGCGCAGGCGUACUUGCUGCUCUGGGUGGAGUGGGACUGGGGAUUUAUCUGAGUAAGAUGUACCAUCAUUCAAAAGACGUGACAUCCGGCCACCAAGUCUUCGGCCUGGUCCUGUUCGUCUUACUCUUCCUCCAAUGGGGUAUUGGGUUCUACCAUCAUCUCCGGUUCCGCAAACACAAACGGCCUACAAUAUAUGGGAAGAUUCAUCUGUUCGCUGGUCCGGCUAUCGUCUUGGGUGGCAUCAUCAAUGGAUUCACUGGGUUCAAUUUUAGUGGCGACCCGAAGAACAACGUCUAUUAUGGCAUUGCUGUGGGCAUUAUCCUAGCUGUCGUUCUAGUACUAUUGGUGUGGAAGAGAUGGUCAACGCGAAGGCAAAACAAGAUGGGGAGCAUACUGGAGUCAGAGGAGUCUCAGGAAGACUCAUACGGGCUGAACUUGAUCCGGGGAUCGCAUAAUACGAUUUAA